Molecule: messenger RNA, 519 nt
Organism: Zingiber officinale
Lineage: Eukaryota; Viridiplantae; Streptophyta; Magnoliopsida; Zingiberales; Zingiberaceae
Exons: 2
Coding region: 1-519 (172 amino acids)
Molecular function (GO): nucleic acid binding
Source: RefSeq, a predicted model, not a curated record
AUGGGUCAAAAGCUCAAGAAGUGGUGCGAAGGGUACGACAUUCAGCAAGCCUUCACGUCGGUAGCCUACCCUCAGAGCAACGGGCAUGCGGAGGUCACCAACCGCAAAAUACUUCGGAUCCUACUCGUUCGGCUCGAUCGCAUUGGAGGGAGCUGGGUAGAUGAACUCCCCAGCAUGCUAUGGGUGAUCCGCACGGCUCCCAAGGAAGGGACCAGAGCAAUGCCCUUCCACCUGCACUACAACGAAGACAACGCCGAGCGGAGGUUUCUGGAGCUGGACUUGGUAGACGAAGCACGCGCUAAAGUUGUCGUCCGACUGAUGGUAUACCGGCAGACGAUGAAGCAGAGCUACAAUCGGAUGGUAAUUCCAAGAUCGUUCCAGGUCGGUGAUCUGGCCUGGAAGAAAGUGAAGUCGGUCGGUGACGUCACUAAGUUGGAAACUCCCUGGGCCAGACCCUUCAAGGUUGUGGAGAAGUUCCUCUCGGGCGCCUACUACUUGGAAGACGAGGAUAAGCGGUGA